Messenger RNA from Pieris macdunnoughi, 1143 nucleotides. The record is from the annotation of a GenBank genome assembly. Lineage: Eukaryota; Metazoa; Arthropoda; Insecta; Lepidoptera; Pieridae.
AUGAGAUGCUUUGUGGUGUUUUGUUUAUCUUGCAUUUGUGUGUGUGCUGGAUUUGCGGUAAAAGAAAAUCUAUCAGAUAGUCAAGAACCUAGAGCCGCAAUCUCGGAUAUGGUUAUGGCUUUUGUGGUUUUUCGACAUGGCGACAGAACACCUGACCAAGAAGAGCUGGAUAAAUACCCUUCAUCAGAUCUAAAUUCGAACAUAUUCUUUCCAUACGGCAAAAAGUCUUUAACCAACAAGGGAAAGCGACGAGCAUUUAGCGUAGGGCAGUACUUGAGGAAACGUUACGACAACAUUAUAUCAAAACUCUACUUGCCUGAGGAGAUAAACAUACAAACAACUGACUAUGCUCGGACAAAGAUGACCGCAUUAUCUGCUCUAUCAGCCCUUUACCCGCCACCACCACUUCAGCAGUGGCUUCCUAACUUCAAUUGGCAACCAAUACCUUACGACACGGCACAGCGCAGUGAUGAUUAUUUCUUGCACUUCAGUAACUGUCCAAGAUAUCUUCGACUAAAAAAUGAAUUAUAUAAAUUACCAGAAAUCGAUAGCUAUUUGAAGUCAUCACAGGAUCUCUUCAGAUUUCUUAGUAAAAACACCGGAAGUAAUAUAACGGUGCCCGAAGAUGUAUUCUUUUUGGAUAAUUUAUUUCAAACUCUGAAUAAUGUCAAUGUUCCAACGCCGAAGUGGGCCGAACAAAUUAUGCCAAAGAUAAAAGAAAUGACUAAGAUCGAGUACAUGCUAAUGUAUUACACAGAUGAGCUGAUAAGAUUAUCCGCAGGAGGCUUACUAUCAGAUAUAUUCAAUGUAACGAACGCGAAAGUCAAGGAAGGCAAGAAACAGCCCAAAUUGUUCCUUUACUCUGCACAUGAGAACAACGUUGCUGCUCUUCUAGCAGCCACAAGAACCUUCAUACCUCAUCAGCCCAAAUACGGUUCCACUGUAUCUCUGGAGCUUUGGAAAAACCGCAUGACCAACGAAUAUUCUUUUAUGGUUGUGUACGCACCCGAAGCGGGAGGUGAUGGAGUGAUGUUACCAGUUAAUGGAUGCGGAAAUAGGUAUCUUUGCGACUACAAUACAUUCCUCAAACUAACCCAAGAUUACGUGUUACUCCAUAGCGAAUACAAAAAACGCUGUUCUUAG